AUGAGACGAUUUUCGACCUUGUCGCGUCGCCUUCAAAGGGUUGUACCGGCAUCUUCAGCCUCGACCGCCAAUACAAGUCCUUCUCCUGCACUCUACACUGGUCUAGAGCCCAAGAUCAAGGAGUCACAAGAUUCGCUAAUUCGGGCGGUUUUUGAUAACGGCGAUGUGUGGCAGGAUUUCUCGCAAAAGUCUGUGGCAAAGCCCAAGCAAUCUCGUAGCAUUACGGGAUUUAUCAACUACCUGACCAACGAAUCUGAUUACGAAACGGGGCUAUUUAUGAACGAUUUCCUCAAGACCCCCGCGGGAUUUCAGAAGUACACUGCAGCCUCAAUCGAAGAGGCGGGCCAGUUGAUUCAGCAGCUUCUAGGAGCGCUUACCCAGCGAGACAAGCUGCGACACGCCAUUACCACAUUUGACAGACUAUCCGACGUUUUGUGUCAAGUUAUCGAUCUGGCUGAGUUCAUUCGCGCAGCUCAUCCGGAACAGCAUUUUGUGCAAGCUGCUCAGGAGGCACACGAACAAAUGUACGAGUACAUGAACGUCCUCAACACUUCUGUGGAGCUGUACACUGUACUCGACAUGGUCUUCAAAGAUUCCGAGAUUGUCAAUCAGCUCACCCAUGAGGAAAAGGUAGUAGGAACUCUCCUACUGGAGGAUUUCAAGAAAAGUGGAGUAACCCUGGACGACGCUGGACGGGAAAACUUCGUUUCAUUAACUACUAAGAUCUCAUUACUUGGUCGGGACUUCAUCUCCUCCAACCAUCCUAAGGAGGAUUACAUCACUCUCACCCAGGGUGAGGCCCAGGGGCUGGACCCACAACUUGCACAGCAGUUAUCCCAGGGGAACUCCGUUUACGUUCCUACUGGUGGUGUUCCCGGGCAACUGGCUCUGAGAGGCAUGAAAAACGAAAAUUCGCGAAAAUUGCUUUGGUCUAAAAUGAGGGAGUCGUCAGACAAAUCUAUUGAAUCGUUGGAAGACUUACUUGUUAGCCGCCUGGAACUGGCCAAUCUAAUGGGAAAGGAAUCGUACGCUGAUUAUCUGCUUUCAGACAAAAUGGCUGGUAAUCCUGAAAAUGUGAUGAGAUUUCUUAACGGCCUCCUAGAUAAGACACUUCCUGGCGCCAAAAAAGAGCUCUCUGUGCUUGAGCAAAUCAAAAAGCAGGCGACUGGGAACCCCAAAAGCAUCCUGCAGGCAUGGGACAAGUCUUAUUACGCCUCCCAGCUACUCUACCAAAAGAGAAACAAGACGAAGACAGCCCACAUGCUAAGUGAAUACUUUUCCGUGGGAACUGUGGUUCAAGGCCUUAGUCGGAUCUUUGACAAGAUUUAUGGUAUCAGGUUUGUACCGACUGAGACCAAAACAGGCGAAACAUGGCAUCACGAUGUCCGACGACUCGACGUGGUAUCUGAAACAGAGGGUCUGAUCGGCAUCAUGUACGCUGAUUUGUUCCAGCGGGAGGGUAAAUCUCCCAAUCCUGCACACUUUACUGUUCGUUGUUCGCGCGAGAUCUACCCGGACGAGUUGGCCCACAUGAGCAGUAGUCCUAUUGCCAAGGUUCCAACACUGAAUCUCAAUGGCAAGGUGUUCCAAAUUCCAACCAUCGCUCUCAUUUGUGAUUUCACUACUCCCCAUGACCUCUACCCUUCGUUGCUGUCGUAUCAGGAGGUUGAGACACUAUUCCACGAAAUGGGACAUGCCAUUCAUUCUAUGCUGGGGCGCACAUCGCUCCACAAUGUGUGUGGAACUCGGUGUGCCACCGACUUUGUUGAGCUUCCUUCUGUCUUCAUGGAGAACUUCGCAUCUAACCCUGAGUCACUUGCGCUCUUUGCACGACACUAUUCUUCAGAUAGCCCUCUUCCUUACCAACAGCUGGAGCGCCAUUUGAACGAACAGUCGUAUUUUAAGGACGUUGAGCAGUAUACCCAAAUUAAGAUGGCUAUGUUGGAUCAGGUGUUGCAUGGAAAUAUUUUAAAGAGUAUCACAAAUGGACACUUCAACUCACAAAAGCUAUACGACAAUCUUGAGAAGGAUAGACCGCUAUUUCCUCCUUCCCCAUCCUCUUGGCACGGAUCGUUCGGUCAUCUUUUUGGUUACGGUGCGUCCUACUACUGUUAUCUGCUUGACCGUCAAAUGGCUGACAUCGUCUGGAAGAAGCUGUUCUCAAAGAACCCGCUAUCUCGUGACGCGGGAUCCAGAAUGAAAAACGAAGUUCUGCAGUGGGGAGGAUCUCGAGAUCCUUGGGAGUGUAUUGCUGGUGUUCUUGAAGAUCCCGAACUAGCAAAGGGUGGCUCGCAAGCGAUGGAGAAGAUUGGAAAUUACGACAAACAUUGA
Molecule: messenger RNA, 2331 nt
Organism: Yarrowia lipolytica CLIB122
Lineage: Eukaryota; Fungi; Ascomycota; Dipodascomycetes; Dipodascales
Biological process (GO): peptide metabolic process
Cellular component (GO): mitochondrion
Molecular function (GO): metalloendopeptidase activity
Source: RefSeq, a predicted model, not a curated record